GUCAGCAGUCCUCCGGUCUCACACAUGGGAUCGGUGAUCGGUCUGUCCGCCUCCUGCAGCCCGGUCAGGCACCGCCGCACGCGCCCACAACACGUCCCGCGCCGAUUAUUGUUUUUAUUCCAGCAGACAGGGUUUUAUUCUAAGGGCUGUGAUCAUUUUAUAAUCUGAGUGUUUCCAUGUAGCUGCAGAGCCGAGGACUCCACCAACUACAUUCACACUUUUCCUUCCCCACAUUUCCUUUUGGUUUUAUUUCUUCUUCUUCUUCACUUGUGUUUUUUCGGACCCCGGCUCGCCCGAUGCAAGGAGGCGUGAUGGAGAAAAUGUCCCGACAUCCCAUCCCGCUCAAUCCAAGUUUUCUGCCCUCAGCGACGCACGGAGUGCUCAAGUCUCUGCUGGAGAACCCGAUGAAGCUGCCGCUGCAUCAUGAAGCUUUCAGCAAGGAGCAGGAGAAGGAGAAGAACCUUGAGGAGGAGCGCAGCGCCCCCCAGUCAGCCUUCCUCGGCCCCACGCUGUGGGACAAGACUCUGCCGUACGAUGGAGACACCUUCCAGCUGGAGUACAUGGACCUGGAAGAGUUCCUGUCUGAGAACGGCAUCCCCUCCAGCCCCUCCCAGCACCACCACCAACUCAACCAGCACCAACCACACGCUCCGCCACGCCAGCCGCCAAUUAUGUCCCAAGCCGCGCCCACGUCGUCACCUUCUGUGAUGGACCUCAGCAACCACGCCUCCACCUCUGUACACACGAGUGUCGUCUCUCCAAACUGCCUGCACAGCAGCCCCGCAAGAGCAGGCCUCCCGAGCUCUAGAAACACUCCCAGCCCCAUCGACCCAGACUCCAUCCAGGUCCCUGUUGGGUACGAGCCCGACCCGGCCGACCUGGCUCUGUCCAGUGUGCCAGGUCAGGAGAUGUUCGACCCGCGCAAACGCAAGUUCUCGGCCGAGGAGCUGAAACCACAGCCCAUGAUCAAGAAAGCUCGCAAGAUCUUCAUCCCAGAGGACCUGAAGCAGGAUGACAAAUACUGGGCCAGGCGCAGGAAGAACAACUUGGCGGCCAAACGGUCCCGGGACGCGAGGCGGCUCAAAGAGAACCAGAUCGCCAUCCGAGCCGGCUUCCUGGAGAAGGAGAACUCGGCCCUGAGGCAGGAGGUGGCCGAGCUGAGGAAAGAGCUGGGACGCACCAAAAACAUCCUGGCCAAGUACGAGGCACAGCACGGGCCGCUGUGAGGACACACAAACACACAUAUAUAUAUAUAUACAUAUACAUAUAUAUAUAGACACGUAUACACCAACACGCGCUCUGAGAAUGAUGAUCCUGCCUCCUCCUGAUCCACCAGCGACCCUCCUUUCACACUCCUGAUGGCUCCGCUCACGGUAGCUGAAGGGUUUAGAUGCAAAAAAUGUACUUUUAAAUAUAUUUCAGCUUUUCAUCCUGUCUGACAUGACGGUGGAGGUUAUACUGUGGACCAAUCAGUGCACUGUUUAUAUGAAUGUAAACAUGGAGGGAGAGAAACGAUCCGUCUGGUGUUACUCUGUGUUUCUCAGCAACACUUUGGACCUCCUCUCUGCUGUGACUCCUUCUGUUUGAAAGUGUCCAGCAGUGAGAUGCGUGAAUUUUGACGUCAUUGUUUUGCAUAAAAACAUGGCGGCAUCAAUGAAAGGAAUCGAUAAGCUCACAGGCAGACAGUUCCAAUAGAUCGGGACCAGUUUGGAUUCUUAACUGGAGCCAUGAUGAAACAAGUGGGGCGAACUGACAGUUAGUGUUCGGCUACAUCCGGCAACAAAAGCAAUUUGCGUCAACUCGAUCUUUAAAAGGCUGCUAGCUGCUAUUGACCUUGCUAGCUAGCUUUCUGCAAGCGUCUGGCGUUACUGAGUGGGUCAUUUCAUGAGCAGACGUGGAAUCCUGUCCCGUCGUCAUGCAUCUUAAAAUUUCAAAUAUGUGCGUAUGAACAGCCGCCAUCUUGCGCCCCGCAAACUGAUCAUAACAGUAGGUUCCUGCCCAGUCACGGCUGCUCUCAGACCUGUCUCUGUGGCACAGAGGACCAAAACGUCAGGCUGUAGACGCACACACGCAGAGAACUUCGUAGACACAUUCACUGUUCGUCUGAAGAUGAAGAGAAACGCAGAAUAUCACCAGAUUUAUAUUUUAGAUGACAAGAAACAAAGAAGCACAGCACUGAAGAUGACUCCACGGGUUUUAUUGUUCAUCUCUGGCACCAGAUUAUUCUCUCUGUCUGAGCCAGGAGUGUUAUCAACGUCUUUAUAACAUCCCAGCUAACACCUGUCAUCUGUUUCCAUGGUAACAGUCACCCAGCAGCUGCUUAAAGCUGCUCCUGAGCGACGGCCGUGAGUUGAGCCCAUUAUUCAGGAUUAUGAAACACACACACACACACACACACACACACACACAUACACACACACACACACGUCUCUUUGUGAAUUCUCCUCAUGGACUCCUCUUUGGGUCACUAACACUAAACUGCCGCCCCACCUGAUGUCUGACCUCUGACCCCUCCGCCUCCAGUGUACAAUAGUGGCACUUUAGAACUACCGACGCCUCGCUCUCGCCCCCCCGAGGUGUGCAGGUGUUUUCCCACACUGCACCUGUUCACAUGUACAUACCUGCCUUCGUUCUGCUCCUGAUGACUCUGUAUAUGAAUGUGGUCCGCCUCUUGCCGCUCUGCUAUUGGUCAAUCAGCGUCUCUACUGAAGUCUUUUUGGGGCCCUCAGCAGUAUUUUUAUGGAUAUUUAUGGACAGUGCAAAGGAUGUGAUGACUUUAAGAUGCACUCACUGAUUUUGAUAUAGUGUCCCAAAAUGCCAAAAGAAAUGUAUAGCUCCCCCCGAAAUGUAUUUUUUAUACCCUCAUGAUUUGUUAUAACCCAAAUUUGCCCCUAAAAUGUUUUUCUUAUAAUCAUCAAAUGUGCUGUAACAACAUCAGGGAGUGUAUCUGUUCUUACUUUAAUCAUGACAAGCAGUUCAGAGAGGAACCCAAAGAGAGUCGACACUUAAAGUUUGUUUUAGGGGCCCCUGGGGGCCCUCAGCAGCCUCUUAGUCUGGCUCAGGCUCCUGUACAGUUUCAGCUCACACUCACAGGUCUGACGAUCGGACGCCAACAGACAGACAGGUGGAUCCGAGGUGGAUCCAGACUGCAGCAACUCGUGUGAUACAUGUGACAUUUUCCCUUCAGUUCAGUAUCUUCAGUGUUUGUACAUCGACUGUAUCGACCUGUUUAUCUGUUUGUCUCAUUGCGUUGGAGACGAGCUUUAUGAACCUUUGUAAAUGUUCACUGUCCACAUGUUAAAGUCCUGAGUUUGAUGUGAUGCAGACGCUGUAGAAAUCUCAGCACUGCUGCCUCUCUGCCCGGGAGGAACUGUGGGACACGUCACAGUGAUGUAGAGAUCCAGGUUUCAUUCAUGGAUUUACAAAAUUCAGAAAAAGUAAAAAUUGGAUGAUCUUAUUUGAACAGAAUGUCUUGUAUGAAGAAGAUUAUUUCUGUGUGCAGAAAAGGUAAAAACUUGUUUAUCAAAAUGAACCAGAGUGCAGGAAAUCAAGUGUUUGAUGCUCAAAAUUUUCGGAUAGAGGACCCCCACCUAAACAAGUUGUGCAUGCAAGAUCAGUUUUUGUGCAACGAAAAGUUAAUAACUUGUGCUUGUGAAAUGAUAUCUUGUGGAAACAGGAUCAUAGAUUUUGUAUCUUGUGUGAAUAAUAACUCUUCCCUGAAGAUUCAAAAUCAUGUCUCGCAAGCUCAAAUAAAUACUUUUUGUGAACAAGGUUAUGUCUUUCAUGCACAAUACAGGAUAUCUUGUCUGAACAAGAUCGUUUAUUUUCUGUGAGAUAAUUUAUUCAAACAUUAUUGCGCAUUGAAGAUAAUAUCGUAUGUGCAAACAAGAUAAUAACUUGUGUUUGCAAAAUAAGAACAAGAUCAUAUUUUGCAUGCUCAAGAUUGUUUUUGUUCUGUGUGACAGAAUGACUUGUGAGCACAGGAUAUUUUCUUGUGUGUGUGCAAUUAUCUUCUUUUAAUCAUUUUUCAGGACCUCAGGGGGCCGCCUCCAUACGAAAAUUUAAUUUGAGUUUCUUGCUCUCAUUUUGAAAAUGUGAGUCAUGUUAGUUACUUUACUGUCCAACCAUCCUGCCGGCACAAUCAAAGUAUUUCGCUCUCACUGGUCUCGUUAACGGACAGUGGAUGUGACUGAAAACAGGAUGAGGAGGGCGUGUGCGGACAUUUCUACAGUGCUGAGCUAGUUGGCACAAACUGAACGGUUACCUGACGUGCCAGGUGGCGUCACAGCUGAUGUCACACACCCUCAUGCAACAGAGACAGUGACGAAGGAAGAUGGAUGUUGCUGUUUCCAGAACUCUGUUUUUUGGAUGUUGUUUGACAGAUGAAUCUAAUGUGUCUGUGUGUUGUGUUGAGGACAAAGUGAAAGCUGAUGAACAGCCCACAGUGCGGCUGCAGUCUGCCGUGAUACAGGAAAGGAAAAACACAAUUUGACACAACCAAGGUCUCCAGAAAACAAAAACAAGAGGCAGAUUGUCAAAAAAAGAAAAUGUGAUAUUUGAUUUCUCUCCUAAAAACCCUCUGCUUUUGUCCUUAGAGGUUUUUUAUGAGCUCAGACGUUGAAAUGUUUCUCAGACGACACAGAGUCAGUUUAAAGACUCGCUGUUGUUUGAACGGGUCUUUUUGAAAUUCCUUCAGAAACCAAACGUGUGCAAUAGAUGGUUCUUCACGGCUUUGGCAUGAACUUUUUUUUUUCUCGCGCGUAUUUCCGAAGUGUAGCUGAGCGACGAGUGCGCCCCCCGGUGGCCGAGUGAGACAUGAAUGUAUAUUUGAAACACACAGUGCGUUGGGUGAGUGUUGUCGUCUUCUACUGUGGAAUCACUUUAGUACUCUUUACUACAGACCAAAAGAUUACAGUAUAUAAAUGAUAUAUUGAUAUAUAUUAAAGGUUUUAAUGUUUAUACAGAGAUAUUGUUUUUUUGUACAGUCUGUUUUCCUACAUAGAUAUUUCCUGUGUAUUUUGGAAAGGGUUACAUGAAUAUAAGCAGUAUAUUACACAUAUAAGUAUAUUCAGAAAUAUUACCAAAAUGGCGUGCCCGACCAGUCUGGGCGAUGCAUGGGCAUUACAGAAACCCUCCGAGAUCUUUUCCUCCCAGCGUAGUUGAAAUACCUCAAACCCUCCGUCACACCUGUGCAGGUGCUACAUCAGCUGAUUCAGCUGGUGGGUUGUUUUUGCACCAGGUGCUCCGACAUACUCUCCUCCAUAUAUAUAAAUAUAUAUAUAUAUAUAUACGUAUGCUUACGUAUGUACAGUUUCAUUUGGCCCAGAGGAAUGUAUUCACCCAACCUGAAGCACUUUUUAUUUCUCUUGUUCUGUUUGUUUGCUGUGAUUUAUCUCUCUGCUUCUUCAGAGCCUGCGCAGCUCUCCUCUGUUCGUUCAAAGAUAUUUUUUCCUAUAUUUGUCCUUGAUUAUGUUCUCAUGAUCAAAAUAAUAAUAAAUAAAUAAAGGUUCAAAUCCA
Epinephelus fuscoguttatus (brown-marbled grouper) is the source of this 5517-nucleotide messenger RNA. RefSeq names its product HLF transcription factor, PAR bZIP family member b (gene hlfb). Gene Ontology annotation, molecular function: RNA polymerase II cis-regulatory region sequence-specific DNA binding; DNA-binding transcription factor activity, RNA polymerase II-specific. The record is from RefSeq and is a predicted model, not a curated record. The coding region runs from base 297 to 1226 and encodes 309 amino acids. The transcript is spliced from 4 exons. Gene Ontology annotation, cellular component: nucleus. NCBI's taxonomy places the organism in Eukaryota, Metazoa, Chordata, Actinopteri, Perciformes, Serranidae. Gene Ontology annotation, biological process: regulation of transcription by RNA polymerase II.